Bursaphelenchus okinawaensis is the source of this 993-nucleotide messenger RNA. NCBI's taxonomy places the organism in Eukaryota, Metazoa, Nematoda, Chromadorea, Rhabditida, Aphelenchoididae. The record is from the annotation of a GenBank genome assembly.
AUGCUACAAACCGUGAUAGCAGAAGUGGGAGAGAUCCCCACAGGUAGGGGUGAUUCGAAUGUAAAUCAAACGCUCUCUUACAUUAACAUGGAUAUACGCGGCGACAAAGGGAUGGGGGAAUCAGAGACGCCGCCGGGUCCGAGUAAGCCCUUUCUUUUUUUUUCUUCAACCACUACUACCACCAUCACAGCACUGCCCCGUCAUCUCAACCGCACCGCGGGCAAAAAGCAGUUGCUCUUCUCCUCGGUUUCCCGAUCCCUCCUCGCUGCAGUCCAGUCAUCCCAGCGGAUUGCCCCAUUCGCUCUGCAGAAACCGAAACGCGCGCAUUCAUUCUCGUUCGUCUACAUCGACCAAAGUCGGGCAAGGCCCUCUGUCUCUCCGAAACCCCAGCCCUGCAUCGCAUCUCUCGCCGCACCCCGCCCGCUCCACGGUUUGCCACAACAGAUUGGAACGCUCUCGGUUCGCGAAGCGGACCCAUCCAACCUCAACCUCCUCCUCGGCCCUCCCCCGGUCGAAAGUACUCUUUCCUCUGUUUACAACAAGUACUCUACCCCCUCCCUCCCACCCGCACUCUCUCCUCGGCCACGCACCGAAUGCCGGCCUAGCCUGCAUUCACUUUCGCUCUCUUCCGUCUCUCCGUACCUCCAGCCUCUCGCGGCAGUAAUAUUCGCAACCUCAGUUGGCUCGACGAGAACGGGUUCGUACACUCAGCCCUUUCUUACCUCUUUCGACAGAAAGCGAGAGAGCGCAGCUGUGAAGUCGGCACCACUCUCUUCUAAUGACCUCCAUGAACAACAGAAUUGCCAAUUGUUAUCUCAUAUUCGCGGAUUCGAAUGCCGUCGGAUUCAAAGGGAAGAUUCAGAAGAAUUCAGCCGAGAGAUUCGUAUUCAGAAUUCAGGCGGGAGAGUGGUGAAACACCAUGAAAUAAUCAAGUUAUAUCUUGUUUGUGCUAAUCAAAUCAAUCCGUUCUUAUUUUCUGCUUUACUUUUAUGA